CAACAAAAUCACUAUCCUUCCACCGGACAAUGAUUACCCAUCUGAACCUCGUUUGUUCCUCCUGCUGCUGUAUUAUUAUUAAGGUUUUAUGAAGUGAAACAUUUAGCCGUUUGGGUGUGUGGAUUAAUAUGUGAUAUACAAAAUCCAAUCUAAUCCGGAGGCAUGCAUGCAUGCGAAAGAAAGGGCGAGAGAUUAGAAAAAUUGCAGUCAUUAAAUCCAACUGGAGUUCGGAGCAUAAACCAAAUGAGACUAAAACCCGACUCAGAAUGAAAAGUCCUGAUGCGGGGCAAUCAAAUAAUCAGUUUGUAAACACGUCGAGUCGAGACACGUUAUUAAAUUCUGUCAGUCAAUCGAUUUGGACAGGUCCAAACUUGUCGUUGACUGCGUGCAGCAAAGAUGCGUAGCACACCCCAUUCGCACUCCCACUCGUCAGCUGCUCGAACGCGAACAUUUCCUCCUCCGUAAUUUCCAAAAAAAAACAUUUAUACAAAAAAACAACGGCCUUUGUCAAGGCCAUUUCUUCGAAAAUGCCCCCCAAAGGACUCCCUUCAGUGAAAAAUAGUCCGAAAGUAACUUCAGGACCAUUUGAAGCGUUUGCUCGUAGGAUUUCAGAAAAGAAAGCAGCUGCAGCGAAACGCAAGAAGAAGCCAGCCGAAUCUGCGACGAAUGAUUCGACCCCUCCAAAGGACGAGAUUCCUGAAGUUUACGACGUUUCUGACGAUGAGUCUGAAGUUGAGGUUUUCGAGUAUCCGCCAGCUCCGAAAUUUCUCAAAAAGAAUGAUGAUGGUCGGGGAAACGGUCCAUUUCCUGCCCCAACACCCACAAGUGACGUAUGGUUGACGACCAGGACACCUCUUUCGACUCGGACAAACACUCCGACUUCUAAACCAGUUGCGCUUGGAAAGCGGACAUCACUUCCGGUCUCCCGAUCCGACGCAUCUCCACUCCCAACAGUGGCAAAACCCCCAAUAUUUAAGGAAGAAAACAAUGAUGGUCCCAGUCCACGUGGAAUCGGUUCCAACGAAGUUGAGCCGCAUCCAAAGUGGGGCAAGCUGUCCAACAACAACAAAGAUCAAGCAAAUCGUGUAAAUUUGCUGGACUGGAUCGAGUCUGUGUUAAAAGAUGUAACACGAAGGGACGACGUGGAGUUGGAACGUUUGAAAAAGGUGGCAAGAUGGGGCCAAAAUGAUAAGGAGCAUGUGGAGAUCAACUUUACCCCCAUUGGACUUUCACAAAGAUGGAAUGGGAUCAGAGGUUAUUACGUCAACACAGGAAAUCAACAACAGAAGUUGGCAGCAUAUUAUGCCAAAAGCAUGAGAUCCUCUUCAAAUGCGAAUUUAAGAAAAAUAAAAGCUGGGUAUAACGAACCAGACAACCCACAAUUCGAGAAACGAAGACAACGAGACGCUGAAAACAGGCCAAAUGCUCCGGAAGUGGAGAUAAUAUACUUGGCCGGCGUUUGCCGCCCUGAAGUAAAGGAACCUACCCCCUGGGAAACUAUCCAGAAAUUGGAACCGGUUCCACAGGAGGAUUCGGCAAAUGGAUAUGGCCUUUAUCCCGGGAUUUCUGGAGGACAGAAAAGAGGGAUCACUUCAAGUAGAGAUCAUUUGUCCGAUCCAAGUUCGGAACUGUAUCCAAGGAUAUUUGACCCAACAGACCCAAAGUGCCUGUACGAGAUUUUUACCAGGAUGUGCGAUUCUCCUGCUACAAGAUCAACUGCAGAAUCAUUCUACAUGGAAUAUGGAGAUCUCUUCAACAAGGAACAUCAUGUUGAAAGAUACAUUUACACGAAAGCCGCCGAUCUUCCAUGGCACCUGUACCAAAAGGUUCAAACCUAUGUCACCAAAAAAGUACCCCUGUUCGUCAUCGUCCCCACGGGUGACCGGUCACAACUCCCCAAAAACAAAUAUUGCACUUUGGAAGACUUGACCACCCUCCCAAUUCGGAUUGGAGAAGAAGAGAUCGUAUUGCAAUAUGACCCAAGCGACCCUGACUUAAAACCAGCGUGGAGACGUGUGAAAGAUGCUGCUGCUCUUCUACGGGAGUUCCCAAACCCACCGGACAGCUUUUUCUAUAAGAAGGAUACAUUGAAGGCGGAAUGCGAGACGUUGAUGAAGAUGCGGAAUUAAUUUGCACCGGUGCAAAUUAAUAUAAAUGUUAAUGAUUUUUUAAUUUAUGAGUUGUUUAUUGAACGUAUUUGUUGUUUUGAGGCGUAGGUGACUCACAGUGUUAUGUCUGUUUAGAUGAAUUUUAUUAAAUAUACCCGAAGUAAAGUACCGUUUAGAACUACGGA
Folsomia candida is the source of this 2293-nucleotide messenger RNA. RefSeq lists its product as uncharacterized. The record is from RefSeq and is a predicted model, not a curated record. Bases 528 to 2129 code for a protein of 533 amino acids. NCBI's taxonomy places the organism in Eukaryota, Metazoa, Arthropoda, Collembola, Entomobryomorpha, Isotomidae. The transcript has 9 exons.